AUGCUGGCGGUCAUUCGCCACUUCCAAGAGGGCAGGAGGGCGCGCGUCCGAACGAACGACGGACAGUACUCGGAAUGGUUCGAGGUGGACCAAGGCCUCCGACAGGGAUGCAAACUGGCCCCGCUGCUGUUCAACUUGUUCUUUGCCGCGAUGCUCAUGGUCGCCGUGGCCGAGUUCGACAAGGACCCCAAGGUGACGACGCACAUGGUCAAGAUCGGGACACAAGCGGAGUACACGGGCAAGAAGGGCAGGUCGGCGGGGAAGAAGACGACGGUGGUGACGGACGCGGAGGCCUUGUGGGCCAUGCUCUACGCUGACGACGCGGCCAUCGUCUCGCGCUCGCCGGAGAGUCUCGAGAAGAUGAUGUCGGUCAUCGUGCGCGUGGCCGGCCUGUUCGGACUGAUUGCAUCGGAGCAAAGACGGAGAUCAUGUGCAUGCUGCCGAAAGGGAUCGAGGAACGCCCGUUCACGUGCCUGGUGCUGGUACGUUACCGUUUGA
Ectocarpus sp. CCAP 1310/34 is the source of this 498-nucleotide messenger RNA. NCBI's taxonomy places the organism in Eukaryota, Phaeophyceae, Ectocarpales, Ectocarpaceae. The record is from the annotation of a GenBank genome assembly.